Messenger RNA from Mercurialis annua (annual mercury), 1933 nucleotides. Its product is annotated as protein OCTOPUS-like. The coding region runs from base 123 to 1817 and encodes 564 amino acids. Lineage: Eukaryota; Viridiplantae; Streptophyta; Magnoliopsida; Malpighiales; Euphorbiaceae. The transcript has a single exon. The record is from RefSeq and is a predicted model, not a curated record.
AUGUCCUUAACAGACCACACCAACUGCUGACUCACUUCACUGCCCAUUCACUACUCUCUCUCUCUCUCUCUAACACUAAAAGAGAUGAGCUUACUCCACACACUACACCACCACCACAAACCAUGACAGUACCACCACCACCCCAACACCACCUCCCGCCCCUCCACCACCACCGCCACUCCACUUGCCACCGCCACCCCUCCAAACCCAUCACCGGUUUUUGUGCCUGCUGCCUCCGUGAACGUCUUGCAGGAAUCGACCCUGACACCCACCAAGAAACCCCUCUCACCCACCUCGCCGCCGAGCUCCGCCGCUGCAAAUCUUAUUCUUGCAGCUCAAAUCUUAACAACGCAUCCUCCUCCUCCACUAGCACCACCGCCACCAACCCUUCUGAUCAGCCACGCCGUAAGUCUUGCGAUGUCAGGUCAAGAAAUACUCUCUCUGAUCUCUUUAACAGUGAUGAUAGUAAGAAAAGAUUUAGCUUUAAUAGCAAGUUAAAGGUUGAAAAAUUGUGUCUUGACUUGAAAGAAGAAGAGGAGGAAAAUGAAGGUAUAAUUAGGGUUUUUGAUGAGGUUAGUGAGAGAAAUGUUGAUGAUUUUGAUGAAGAUGGGGAGUUUAAAACUAUGAAGGAAUUUAUAGAUCUUGAAUGGGAGACAAAGAAAAAUGGAGGUAAAGAUUUUAGCUUUUGGAAUGCAGCUUCUGUUUUUAGAAACAAGUUAGUUAAAUGGCAGUUAAAACAGAAGAAAAAAAGUGAUAAUAGCCAUAAGAAGGAAAACCAAAAUGGUGGCGUUGUAGAUGGUGAUAAGCCAAGUGUUAGAAGAUUGAGAGAUACCCAAUCGGAGAUUGGGGAAUACGGGCUUGGUAGAAGAUCUUGUGAUACUGAUCCAAGGUUUUCAAUUGAUAUGGCUAGAUUAUCUGUUGAUGAUUCAAGGUAUUCGUUUGAUGAACCUAGGGCUUCAUGGGAUGGAUAUUUGAUUGGUAAAACGUAUCCAAGACUUGCUCCUUUGGUUGCUGUUUUAGAGGAUGCUAAGUUAUCAGCUAAUGGGAUUGAGAAUCAGAAUGAGGCUUUGGAUUUGAAUAAAGAAGGUGAGAGUAGCCCCGGAGGUACGGCUCAGACUAAGGAGUUUUACUCUGAUAGAAGGAGGAGGAAGAGUUUUGAUCGUUUGAGUUCCAAUCGGAGAUUGACUUUAGGCGAUGAGGAGUUUAAAUCGAUUUCAAAUACUAAGGUAUCUCCUGAAAUUGGGUUAUUCCAUGGAGCAAAGUUGUUGGUUACAGAGAAAGAAUUGAGGGAUUCGAAUUGGUAUUCACUUAAAGAUUAUCAUAGGGAGAGCUCUGAUGCUCUUGCUAAGGAUGUUGAUUCCAUUGCUGCGAAGAUUAGUAAGAAAGGUUUCAAAUUUAAGAACAAGCAGAAAUGGCGUAGCGUGUGGAAUAUUUGGGGUUUGAUGCAGAGGAGAAACGGUAGCAAAUGCGAGGAUGAGGAAAGUAGUAUUGGUGGAAACGAAGUCGAUGAGCGAAUAGAGGAGUCCGUACAUAAGGUUGGUGGAGUAGCCAGCGUGGAAGCAAACGAAACUGUCAGUCAAAAGCUUAUACGGAGUUAUACUGUUAGCACUAGAGAUGCCAGCAAAAUGGCAUGCAGUGCCAGUAGUAUAACUGAUGUGAAAAUGCUGCAGCGUAAUAAGAGUGCAAGAUAUUCACCAAGCCACCUUGAUAACGGGAUGUUGAGGUUCUACUUGACUCCACUGAGGAGUUAUGGAAGAAGCAAAUCUGGAAGGAGUAGGCUGCAGAAUUCACACCCUACGGCAAGAAAUGUUCCGUAGAGGUGAGUUUAGUUAUUCUUCAAAUGGAAUGUGAUGUUGUAAAAACAUGGAUUAAUGUGUUUCCUUGUUCUAUAGAUAAAAACAAAUCAAAUUUAUCUAACUCUUGUCUUUUCUUA